Messenger RNA from Girardinichthys multiradiatus, 1880 nucleotides. RefSeq names its product dihydrouridine synthase 4-like (S. cerevisiae) (gene dus4l). The transcript is spliced from 14 exons. Lineage: Eukaryota; Metazoa; Chordata; Actinopteri; Cyprinodontiformes; Goodeidae. Gene Ontology annotation, molecular function: flavin adenine dinucleotide binding; tRNA dihydrouridine synthase activity. The record is from RefSeq and is a predicted model, not a curated record. Gene Ontology annotation, biological process: tRNA processing.
AUGUGAAGAAUGAAGACAGGCAGCGUUAACAGCAGCAGCAUCAUGGACAUGUUUGAACAGGGGAAAGUGCUGAAGGUCUGCGCCCCUAUGGUCCGAUAUUCAAAGUUGGCGUUCAGGUCUUUAGUCAGGAAGUACAACUGUGACAUCUGCUUCACCCCAAUGAUAGUUGCAACUGACUUUUUACGAUCUGUCAAAGCCAGAGACAGUGAGUUUACCACCAAUGAACGUGAUCGGCCCCUCAUAGUGCAGUUUGCUGCCCAUGAUGCUCAGACCCUGGCUGAUGCGGCUUGCGUGGUGGCACCUUUCUCAGAUGGAGUUGACCUCAACUGUGGCUGUCCUCAGAGAUGGGCUAUGUCGGCUGGUUAUGGUGCAUGCCUCAUUAACAAGCCUGAGCUUGUUAAGGACAUGGUGAGACACGUCAGAAACCAAGUGGAAAAUCCAAAGUACACAGCAUCCAUCAAAAUAAGGAUCCACAACAACUUGAGAAGGACCGUGGAUCUGUGUCAGAAAGCUGAGUCAGCCGGCGUCUCGUGGAUAACGGUCCACGGCCGUACAACAGAGGAACGCCACCAGCCAGUUCAUUUUGACGCCAUAAAGACAAUCAAAGACAGCGUAUCUGUUCCUGUCAUUGCCAAUGGAGACAUAAAGUACCUUCAUGAUGUGGAAUUGACUCACCAGCUCACUGGUGUGGAUGGUGUGAUGGCCGCUCGGGGGCUGCUGGCUAACCCCGCCAUGUUUGCAGGAUACGAGGAUACACCGUUGCAGUGCAUAUGGGACUGGGUGGACAUUUCCAUUGAGCAGGGCACUCCGUUCACAUGCUUCCAUCAUCAUCUUAUCUACAUGCUGGAGAGGGUCAGCUCCCAGCCGGAGAGAAAGGUCUUCAAUUCUCUGUCCAGUACCUCUUCUGUAAUAGAUUACCUCCAGAACACAUACGGGACUGUUCAGGAUCUUGGAACAGCAACGCGUGCUGCCCUUAUGUGUGUGUGCUUGAGGGUGAAACAGGAAGAGAAGAGAAAGAUGACAUUACAGUGGACUGCUGUGGCGCUCUUCCUCUAUAUAGAGAUUGGCGUCAUUCUCAUCCUCUGUUUACCCUUCAUCUCAGCCAGAAGAUGGCACAGUAUUUUCCAGCUCAGGAUUUGGAGCUGGAUGGCGAAGUUCUGGAACAAAGUGUUUCUCACCAUGAUCAUAAUCCUUAUUGUUCUCUUUCUUGAUGCUGUUCGUGAGGUGAGGAAAUACUCCAGUAAAGAAAUCGGCACAGACGCUAAAGUGCAACCAAACAUGUUUGAUCACCUGCACAUGAAGCUUUUUCGGGCUCAAAGAAACCUCUACAUCUCCGGUUUCGCAGUCUUCCUCUGGCUGGUUAUGAAGCGAUUGAUCACUUUAAUUAACCAGUUGGCGGCCGUGUCUGGGACCACAGCGGCUCUCCAAAUGCAGGCUGAUAAUGCUAAUAAAGCAGUGGAGAAGUACAUGAAGGACAAUGAGCAGCUGAAAAAGACUCUGAUGGAAGGGGUGGACGAUAAGGCAACAGCAGAGGGCAUGGAGCUGUUGAGGAAGGAAGCUGAGAAGCUGAAAGAUGAGCUGAAGUCCUCUGGUGACGCCUUGAAGAAAUCUCAGUCAGAGGCAGAUGGAACGAAGAAGCAGAUGGAGGGACUCGCCCGGGAGUAUGAGAGGCUGCUGAAAGAACAUCAGGAGCUCCAGAAUCUCCACGAUAAUGGGAAUAAAAAGGACGACUAGUGGUGAUGGUUAAACUUUCUCAAAUCAGCAAGAAAGCCAUUGCAACCCAUCGGAUCCAUCUGAUACUCUGUCAUUGUUUAUAUUCCUGAAGCUGAAUUGGAUUCUCUGAGGGGCAGACCAUAAAUUGGUAUUUGUCAUGGUUUAAA